UAGUAUCUGUUUGGUAAUAGUCAUCUCACUCUCACUCACAAACAAGAUUAACUCUGAUUGAAAAAAAAUUGACUACUCUCUGUUUUUUGCUACUGUUUGUAACGAUGAAUGCCUUGAUGAACGAGAAUUCUGGUCCGAAUCCAACAGAGCCGCUGCUGUUCGAGAAUGGCGGUGGCAGCACCACCGAAAUUGUCGACGACGGUCAGAGAGACGAAGUCAGUCCCCAGAGCACACACAGAGCCGCCUUCUUUGGCUUGCUUCCUCAUAAAGUCCGUUCUUGUAUAGUAACUGAUGGGCCUCCCUUCGACGUCACUGCCUUAAGCGAAGGAGAGAAAGAGUAUUAUGAAAGACAAUUCGCUACUCUCAAAUCACUUGAGGAAGUGGAUGCCAUGGUGGAACCUAAACUUGGCAGCAGCAUUGUUCAGGAGGAGGAGGAGGAGGAGGAGGAUGAAGAACAGGCUCACCAAGAAAGAGCCAUGAAGAUUUCUAACUACGCAAAUCUUGUUCUCUUGUUAUUAAAGAUUUAUGCCACAGUAAGGAGUGGUUCAAUGGCCAUUGGAGCAUCAACUCUGGAUUCUUUGCUUGAUCUCAUGGCUGGUGGCAUACUUUGGUUCGCUCACGUGUCAAUGAAGAACAUCGAUAUCUACAAGUACCCCAUUGGAAAGCUUAGGGUGCAGCCAGUGGGCAUACUUGUCUUUGCCGCUAUCAUGGCAACACUUGGCUUUCAGGUGUUAAUCACAGCCUUACAACAACUAAUAGAGGACAAGCCGAGUGAAAAGAUGUCUGCAGAGGAAUUAAUAUGGCUGUGCUCUGUCAUGAUAUUCGCGACGGCGGUGAAGCUUAUUCUCUGGCUUUACUGUAGAAGCUCAGAGAACAAGAUUGUUCGUGCCUAUGCAGAUGAUCACCACUUUGAUGUUAUAACAAAUGUGGUUGCAUUAGUCGCGGCUGUUCUUGGCAAUAAGUUUUUCUGGUGGGUUGACCCGGCAGGAGCUAUUCUGCUUGCGCUAUAUACGAUUUCAAAUUGGUCUCGCACUGUAAUGGAAAAUGCAGUUUCACUAGUAGGACAAUCUGCAUCUCCUGAAGUUUUGCAGAAGUUGACAUAUCUCGCUCAAAGUCACCCUAGCAUCAAGCGUGUAGACACUGUCCGCGCAUACACAUUUGGGGUUCUAUAUUUUGUGGAGGUUGACAUUGAACUGCCAGAAAAUUUACCCUUGAAAAUAGCGCAUACCAUUGGAGAGACUAUGCAGAUUAAGAUUGAAAAGCUUCCGGAGGUUGAGCGUGCAUUUGCUCAUCUAGACUUUGAGUGUGAUCACAAACCAGAGCACUCAGUUCUCAGAAAACUGCCCAACAAUCAGCCCUAAGCACAUUUUGAAGCUCCAUGCUGUGACGCCCAAACUUGUGAUGAAAACCUCUUUUUUUUAUUUAUGAAAAUGUAAGACUUAAUAUUUCUCAAAGUUACAACUUUAGUAAGAA
Molecule: messenger RNA, 1473 nt
Organism: Lotus japonicus
Lineage: Eukaryota; Viridiplantae; Streptophyta; Magnoliopsida; Fabales; Fabaceae
Product: metal tolerance protein 4-like
Exons: 6
Coding region: 105-1361 (418 amino acids)
Biological process (GO): transmembrane transport; monoatomic cation transport
Cellular component (GO): membrane
Molecular function (GO): manganese ion transmembrane transporter activity
Source: RefSeq, a predicted model, not a curated record